AUGUCCGGAGCCAGAGCCGUCGUCAAGACGCUGGAUCACCUCGUUCUUACCUGCGCCAGCGUCCCAAAGACAGUCCAAUGGUACACCAAGUACCUCGGGAUGAAGGCAGAAACAUUCACGUCGCCGUUAGAUCCAUCCGUCCAGAGGCACGCACUGAAGUUCGGCACACACAAGAUCAAUCUGCAUCAGCAGGGCAAGGAGUUUGAGCCAAAAGCCAAGACGGCACUGCCAGGCACGGCCGACCUCUGUUUCUUGGUGGAGGAUGGCACCAAUCUUGAGGAACUGAUCAAGGGCUUCCAAGGGGACGGAGUUCAGGUUCUUGAGGGAGAGAAGGUGGUUGCGAGAACGGGAGCACAGGGUCCCAUCCAGAGCGUUUACGUGAGAGAUCCCGACGGAAACUUGAUUGAGCUUUCUCACUACAAAUCAUAA
This is a messenger RNA of Colletotrichum costaricense, 429 nucleotides long. RefSeq names its product biphenyl-2,3-diol 1,2-dioxygenase. Lineage: Eukaryota; Fungi; Ascomycota; Sordariomycetes; Glomerellales; Glomerellaceae. The record is from RefSeq and is a predicted model, not a curated record. The coding region runs from base 1 to 429 and encodes 142 amino acids. The transcript has 2 exons.